Messenger RNA from Plasmodium gonderi, 1839 nucleotides. Its product is annotated as conserved protein, unknown function. The coding region runs from base 1 to 1839 and encodes 612 amino acids. NCBI's taxonomy places the organism in Eukaryota, Apicomplexa, Aconoidasida, Haemosporida, Plasmodiidae. The transcript has 4 exons. The record is from RefSeq and is a predicted model, not a curated record.
AUGAAUGAAAAUGAAAGAUUGAAACAAAUUUUAGAUGAAAAAGAGGAAGUAUUAGAUUCCAAAGAGGAAGAGGAUUCACUUGUUGAGAACAACGCAAAGGAACUAGAAAACAUUUCUAAAAAAAAUUUAGAAGUAUUAAAAUUUCUGAACAAGCAAGAAUUAAUUUUAUUAAUUGGUAAAUUGGAUAAUGAAGAUAGACUCAGCAAAAUAAUAGAGAAAGAAAUUAAACAAGAUAAUUUGGAAAUUCUAAAAAAUUAUGAAAAUGAACAGUAUGAUACGAUUAAUCUUGAAGAAAAAGAUCGAAAUGAAGAAGAAAAUGAGAAAGACGAAGAACAAGAAGAAAACGAGUAUCUGAAAUUGUGUAAAUUCAUUCCUUUAAGGCUGACAUAUGAAGAGAGACUAUACCUAAGAUUACUUGAAAGUGCACUAGAAGUUAGUGAAUAUACAGAUAAAAUAGAUGUAUUUCAUAGUGGAAGUAAGAGCAAGAAAAUAAUAAAGGAAAUAAAAACACUAUGUUCCAUAUUGUCCGGUUUAGUUAUAGCUAACAAUUAUGAAAAUGGGCAAAAAUUGAUUAAAGAUAGAGAUUUUUUACGGAAUAGUAAUUUUUUUAGUUUUGUUUUUGAAAUAGGAAGAAGAUAUAAAAUUUUGAAUCCAGACAGGAUGAGGAGUAGUUAUGGGAAAUUGAUGUACUUUUUAAUGGAUACUAGAAGAGAAGAUAUUUAUGAUUUGUUAUCAUUUGAUUGUGUGGCUCCCAUAAAAACUGUAUAUGAUUUAUUAAAAGGGAAAAAAAAUGGAUUAGAAAUAUUAAAUGAUAAUUUAAUUAAAAUUGCCACUAUGCAAAUAGAUGCAAAAGGCAGUAGAAGUGAAAUACAAAAACAGAUUAAACAAAAGGAAGAAGCAAUAAAAUAUCUGUCAAGAAAAUAUGCAAGUAAUAGUAGCAAAAAUAAUAAAAAAAAUUUAUUUAGAAUAAAUAUUCCUAUUUUAAAUAACCAAAAUAACGAAGAUAUCGAAUCAGGUACUUCAGAAGAGUUACAAUUCUUGUCUUCAGAAGAAAUAGAAAGAUGUUUAUACAGUCUAUGUGAUUAUAAUACACAUAUACAAAUGUUUUGUCAGCCAUGUGAAGUUAUGAUUGAUUAUUUGAAAACGUUUUAUGACCCCUAUGAAAAAAAUUCUCCAUACUCUUUAUCCAUCGAAUCAGGAAAACAAGGAAGUAGAUUAACACAUUCACAUAAUAGGCAAUAUAUGUAUGUAUUGCAAACAUUAUAUUUAUGGAAAGAAAUAGGUGAACAUAUGUUUUUUUUAUGGGCUUGUGCAGAAAGUGAUAUGUUAGAUUUUAAAAAUCCAUAUCGAUUAAUGGACACAGGACAGGGAUUAAAUAGAAUGCAAAGUGGUCAUAAAGUUCUAAAUGUCAUGAAAAAAAUAUUGCAUAAUGUUCAGAAAAAAGUGGGAGGAUGGGUUGGUUCUAGCAUGAUUCACAUGGGUGAUACCAACAUCCCAAACACAUUCAUGUUUAUUGACAAAUACACACAGGUUCCAAGGAUUUUAACGCCAAUUGUCCUUUGCUUGCAGAAAAUCGAUGAGCUUUAUGAUUCUACGCCCUCAAUGAAAAAUUACAUCAAGACGGAAUUCAAUGGUGCCCAAAAUUUAAAAAUGAUGAUAACUUGUGAUUUUUUUCGACAUGGUUUCGACGGCAGUGGUGGUGACAAUUUUAACGAAGCAGGAAGUUGCAUCGAUGGAAGAUUAACCUCUGCCUGGAAUUGGUGUUCGAAAAUUGAAAAGAAAAGCUUUUUCCCUAUAUUUUUAUUAACCGGAUUUGUUGGCUUUGAUGGAUCCUUUUAG